AUGACGGAAGACGAAAAAUUUGUCCUCCAGACUUCGCUCGUAUCACAAAUACGCCAAUUCACACAAGGUCCAAGAGGAGAUACCUUUUUAUGCAAAUUUAAAGCAAAGAAACGUAAAUUAGUUUUUAAAUACGUUGCAUUUCAAGAUAAAGCGCAGAAAGAACAGUUCAUUCGCGAAGUCAAGCUCCUUAAAGAAUGCGUGCAUCCAGCUCUUGCACACUACGAAGGCUACAACCCUCCUGGCGCUGAUAAUAAAUGCAUGAUUGCCACUUCAUAUAUAGCAACGACAUUAGAGGAAAUCCUUAAGAGAAUCAGCUCUGGUGAGAAAUUCGAAUUUGGACCAACGCAAAUGAUAAUUAUAACUCUUGGCAUAAUUUCAGGUCUGAAAUUUUUACAUUCGUUAAAAAUCACUCACAAGAACCUCAAACCCUCGAAUGUACUCAUAGAUAAGAAUUUCAGGCCGUUGGUUUCGGAUUUCUAUCUCAAUUUUCAUCAUCCGCAAAUCAAGAGUUUGUAUUAUCCAGACGAAGAAAUGAUGCAAGAGAGCGAUAUAUUUGCUUACGGCACGAUAUUAUACGAAAUGUUUACUGGUAAAGUGAUAAAUGGCAGUCAAUUUCCACAAACCAAGCCAUCUCUCCCUACACACCUUCCAAUGAUCAUCAGGAAGAUCAUAUCCGCAUGUUGGUCAGAGAAUCCGAUGCACAGACCAUCCGCAAAUGACAUUUUCCAGUUACUUUCCAUAAAUCUUGACCAAAUUAACCCAGACUCCGACAUUUCAGUGACUCGCACAUACCUAUCUCUACUUCUUGCAUUCGAGAGAGAGCGUCUGAUGAGUAUUUACGGUGAUCCACAGUGCACACAGAACUUUGGCAAAUUCCUUUUGGACACGAGUUCAUGUUUAUCAUACCAAGUCAUGGGAAACAGGUUCAUCAACAGUCAGCAACACAAUCCGCCCGAGAAAUCUCCUUCAAUGGACAAUGUUGCUCAUCCAGUGAAGAAAGGAACGAAAGAAGUGAAGAAGAAAGGAAGAGUUUCGAAACCAUCGGGAUCAGACAGUGGAGGAAGUUCCCCACGCGAUGUCUCUGGAAGCAAAAAGAAGAAGGCAGCAGGAAAGACAUCAAGUGGAGGCCAAAACGCAUCAACACCUCCUAAACCAAAGAAUUUCACAGAAGACCCAUUCGAAGCAAGUAAAAACGGGGAUGUUCCAUCGAUGAAAUACAUCCUUUCAUGUACUGAUUUUGAUGUUUCUCAGAAGAACAAAUCAGGAUUGACUGUUUUCCACAUCGCAGCUCAACUAGGAAAAGUCGAUAUGUUGAAGGCGAUCUGUUCAUGUGUUAAACCACAAACAGUUAUAGAUCUUCCUGGUGAUUGGGGAAGAACGGCUCUUCAUUAUGCAGCAGAAGCAGGUCAAUUAGAAGCAGUGCAGUACAUUGUUCAGAUGAGAGGAGGUCAUGGAUUCCCUGUUAGUGAUGAUGGUCGUACUCCUCUACAUGAUGCAACAACAGAAGGACGAACAGAUGUUAUUAAAUUCUUGUUGAGUUGCAAAGAUGUCGAUGCGAACAAACGUGAUGAGAAUGGAUAUACUGCACUUCAUUUUGCAUGUGAAGGAGGUCAUCUUCAGGCAGCACAAGUUCUCUUGAAUUUCAAAGGAACAAAUCCAAAUGAACGUGAUGAAGAAGGUGCUACACCACUUCACUAUGCAUGUGCAGAAGGAAGAGUCGAUGUUGUCUCAUUGCUUGUCGAAUGCAAACAAGUCGAUGUUAACUGCACAGAUUCAGAAGGAAGAACUCCUUUACAUUAUGCAGCAUUUCAAGGUCAACUUGCAGCUGUUCAGAAGUUGUUGAGUUGUAAGGGAAUUGACAUCAAUGCACGAAACAGCGACGGACAGACAGCAAGUGAUAUCUCAACGAAUUCAGAUAUCACCGCUCUUCUUAUUAGUAAAGGCAAGAAAUGA
Molecule: messenger RNA, 1953 nt
Organism: Trichomonas vaginalis G3
Lineage: Eukaryota; Parabasalia; Trichomonadida; Trichomonadidae
Product: protein ubiquitination
Exons: 1
Coding region: 1-1953 (650 amino acids)
Biological process (GO): protein phosphorylation
Molecular function (GO): protein kinase activity; ATP binding; protein binding
Source: RefSeq, a predicted model, not a curated record